AUGGACUGCGAUUCUUACGAGCUGGACUCUCUGGAGGUCCCCCCUCUGACUCCCACCAGUAAGGAGGUCCUCAGCCAGGCAAUGAAAGCCAGUUUUGCUGGCUUCACUCAGGAAAUAAUCAAGCAUCGCUUACCUCCUGAUCCUACCUCGUGGUCAGAGUGGGAGGUGAACCACUGGCUGGACUGGUGCCAGGCCGAAUUUGGUCUCCAGUGUCUGGGCUCAGAGCUGAGGGGUCUGCAAGGCUGUGAGCUGUGUUGUCUGGAUAAGGAGGCCUUCCUGGACCUGAUGUCAGAUUGCACUGCAGGGGAGAUCCUGUGGGAGCACCUGGAGACCAUGAGAAGAGAUUACAUUGCAGACCCUUCAGACAAACUGGAUAACCAGCUGCAGCAUCAUGUGGCUGAGAGCACCAACCUCCUCACCCUGGAGCCUCAGAAACACCAGAGCUUCAAAGAAUAUGUCAGCCACAAAACAGUUCUGGGUAAAGCUGUGAUACCAGCAGCCAUGCUAGCUGGUUACACUGGAAGUGGUCCCAUCCAGCUGUGGCAGUUCCUCCUGGAGCUCCUGACAGACCGCAGCUGUCAGUCAUGUAUAAACUGGACAGGAGAUGGGUGGGAGUUUAAGCUAACAGAUCCAGAUGAGGUUGCUUUGCUGUGGGGCAGGAGGAAGAACAAACCCAAGAUGAACUAUGAGAAACUCAGUCGGGGCCUACGCUAUUACUACGACAAGAACAUUAUCCGAAAGACAGCUGGCAAACGCUAUGUUUACCGCUUUGUGUGCAACCUGCAAGGCUUGCUGGGAUAUCAGCCUGGUGAGCUGCAUGCCAUAUUGGACAUCAGAAACAAAAAUCACCUGUCAAGAGAAUAA
Nematolebias whitei (Rio pearlfish) is the source of this 864-nucleotide messenger RNA. RefSeq names its product protein C-ets-1-like. The coding region runs from base 1 to 864 and encodes 287 amino acids. Gene Ontology annotation, biological process: regulation of transcription by RNA polymerase II; cell differentiation. The record is from RefSeq and is a predicted model, not a curated record. NCBI's taxonomy places the organism in Eukaryota, Metazoa, Chordata, Actinopteri, Cyprinodontiformes, Rivulidae. Gene Ontology annotation, cellular component: nucleus. Gene Ontology annotation, molecular function: DNA-binding transcription factor activity, RNA polymerase II-specific; sequence-specific DNA binding. The transcript has 7 exons.